GAUCCGGUGGCUAGAGUCUACCAACUCUCUCUCCCCUUUUCCGUCCGUAUCCCUUGAACUAGCGGGGUCUUUUUGAAACUGCCAGGACCUCCUGAUCUAGCUACUUUAAGAUUAUCAUGUGUUCUCCCGUGAAGCGGGUUUCUUACCUAAGCUUUAUCUCAGUGCACAGGUGUUCAGACGCUCCUUAGGCAGAAGAAGUUGGGGCCUUAAGUUGGGCCUUAGGCAAUAUUGUGGUUCGGGCACGGCCCUCAUUCUUCUGCGGAGAGAAGUGUAGAUUUAUUCAUGACACUGCUGGAAUGACGUCUCUCAACGAAUCGAUCCUGAGCAUCAGACCAAGCACACUCCAUGUGCAGCAAAGCUCAGGCACCUCACAGAUAGGUGGGCCAACUAGAGAGACCAACCACGAUGCCACCGAGAGGAAAACCCUAACCAAGGGACGGCAAAGACCGUCAAGAGACGAUAGAAUGCUGAAAGGAGUCGAUAAACUUAUUAAAAAUAUCUACAAUGAGUUUUCUGAGGUCCAAGAGGAAGCUUGUGAAGCAGUUGCGAUCAGAAACUACGAGUCCAUUGCCUCGUAUAGUUGGAAAGACAUCGAGCAUCCAACUAUAUAUGUCCCAGGCCUCCCUCCAAAAUUCACACCUCCAACCCUCCCAGUCCAACUUCAAAGAGACAAACUUACGCGCUCCAAACCCCGAUCUCCAGCAGCAGCAGUCGAUCCUCUCUUCGAGUCGCUCCUCCAGCAACAUCCUAAUUUUGACAUGUCCUCCAUACAUCUUGUGACCGACCGCAACAGUCUUCGCAAACUCCUCACUUUUGCUUCAAAUCGUUCCGAAAAAUGGCGUAUUGAUGUAGAUAUGAUAAAUAACACGAUGUUUUUCAACCAAUGGGAGGAAUUUCGGCUUAUGAUGAUAAAUGGACAUCAAGAUUCAGGUUAUGGUCAUGCUUUCGAGAAUUGUGUUACGGCUAGAGAACCGACACUAGAGGAUAGUAUACAUCAUGAACGAAUUGUGAGAUAUGAACUUGGGGGUUUGGAGUGUUUGGUCAGAUUCGAGGCCGACGCGUACUUGAAUGCAGAUGGGAGUAGAGAGCACUUGGCGAUCGAUCCUCCUGCGCCAAAGCCUUCGAGACCAGUCCUUAGACCGCCCUAUAAGCUCGUUCACGUUGUCUCUCGCGGUCAUUAUGUCGAUCCAGAUCUAAUUGCCGAGAUCAAAUCCUGCUCGACGCUCAACUUCAAUAUCAACAAGACGCUUGAUCAAUUGUGGUUUUCUCAGACAAAACACCUGUGUGUGGGCCGUCAUAAGGAGGGGCUUGUGACAGAGAAACUGGAGAUGAAGGAUAUGAGGGAGGAGCUUAAGAAGUGGGAAGCUAGUAAUCAGGAACAUUUGAUAAACAUGAUUCGUGUAAUCAGGGAGAUUAGGGAAAUCGCCAAGACCACGAGGAAGUGUACAGUUAUCUGUACGAUGAUCGACGGGGUGAAGUGCCUGAGUGUUUUCAACAGAAAGGGAGCUGACAUGGCAAUUCGUCCGGAGGUCGUGAAACGAUGCUGGAGGACUUUGGGAGAAGCCUGAGUCACUGUAGGGCA
This is a messenger RNA of Mollisia scopiformis, 1582 nucleotides long. RefSeq lists its product as uncharacterized. The coding region runs from base 297 to 1568 and encodes 423 amino acids. Lineage: Eukaryota; Fungi; Ascomycota; Leotiomycetes; Helotiales; Mollisiaceae. The record is from RefSeq and is a predicted model, not a curated record. The transcript has 3 exons.